Prinia subflava (tawny-flanked prinia) is the source of this 3708-nucleotide messenger RNA. It is a transcript of the gene MSANTD4, whose product is annotated as Myb/SANT DNA binding domain containing 4 with coiled-coils. The coding region runs from base 1295 to 2332 and encodes 345 amino acids. The transcript has 3 exons. The record is from RefSeq and is a predicted model, not a curated record. Lineage: Eukaryota; Metazoa; Chordata; Aves; Passeriformes; Cisticolidae.
UGUUUAUGCCCACAUUAUCCUGCUGUGCUAGCCCUGAGAAAUUUAGAAGCUAGGGUAACUGGAGAUACCAAAUGAGUCUGUAAAUAUCUGUGGUUCCUUGUUGGAAUGUUCCAUUUUAUAAUGACCAGAAGAACCUUGUUCACCUAGCUGAGGCUAAGUAAACAACUUAACCAGUGUAUAUAACUUGAGAUGAAAAUGGCUGCAGAAGUCUGCUAAGGAAUAUGCUUAAAGAUCAGAUAAAAGGUCUCAGAAAAAUUUGGUAUAAUUCUAGCAGACAGAGUUUGUCUUCUAGUAUAAAUCUGACUUUCUACACCACAGCGCUUUUUUGUGUGUGUUUUUUUACUAUUUGUCAUGUCAAGUUAAAGGUCUGCAUUAAAAUACUAGGUUACAUUAUUUUUUAAAAUAAUUCCAUUUUCUCAAAAACUAUUGGGAUUUUUAUUUUCAGAAGGGCAGAAAUUUUCACACAUCCUAAACAGCAGCAUGCAGCUUCCUACUUGAGUCUGAGGAGUCCAAAGUGCUGGGACAUGGGAGUGCUGUAGAGUGGUGUCUGCUGGUACAGGCCCGUGCUUCAUGCAGUUAAUUUUUUCUUGGGACUUAGUUUUGCAGAUUUGCUACCCAGUAAUCAUUAGAAGUAAGUGGCUUCACAGAGUAGUAUUUUAGUGAGGAAAUGUAGUAAAGCAGUUUUUAAAAUGCAGCAUUUGAAAAAAGACUUUAUGGCAUCAUGCUUGCCUGUUGGCUGUGAAAGAAUGUUGCUUGACAUGGAAAACUGCAAGUGAGCCACUUAUUUGCAGUCAGUAGUGUAUGGGAGUUGAAGAACAGUGUCUGAAUUACUAGACAUAAUUUCCCAAGUGGGGAGUUGUAGUGCAGUAUGCUUUAACCAAGUUUAGGGAGAACAAUAGGACGGAAAAUGCUUAGUAAUUUAAGAAUCCUGUAUAACUGGGAGGGAGUUAUUUAAGAAUUAAGUCCAUUAGUAACAAUUGAGUUUAUAAUCUGGAAGCUAUUUGCCUUCAGGUGGACAAAUGUCUCUACUGCAUGAACAGUGAACGAACAGCAGCUUGAAACUGCCUGUGGUGUAUAGUGAACCCCUGGCCCACUUGACUUAAAGCCUUUUAAAUCUACCUGCAGUGGAAGCCUGACAAAUAGAAAAAUACUACAAAGUGAAGAGAAAAUUUACUUCAUGAGAACUGAGCUCUGCUUUCAUUUGCUUUUAAAUUUAUUUAUGUUAGUAGCUGAUUAGUGUCAGAUCAUCUCUGUAGUCUGCUGUGGUGAAAUUACUAGGUUAAGACUGGAAAAAAUGAAACAGUUAAAAAGAAAAAGAAAAAGCAAUUUUAGUGUUCAGGAAACUCAAACUCUUCUUAAGGAAAUCAGGAAAAGGAGAGAAGUGCUCUUUUCAAAGCAACUUAAUACAACAAUUAAUGAGAUGAAGCGGAAAGCUUGGGAGGAAAUAGCAGAGUGUGUCAAUGCUGUGGGUGAAGGAGAGCAGAGAACAGGGACAGAAGUUAAAAGGCGAUACCUUGACUGGAGAGCACUCAUGAAGAGAAAACGUCUGAAUGCAAACAUCAAAGUAGUAGGUGCUGGGUUUCACCUUCCUUCAUCCAAUUUAGAUGACUCUCUCAAUGAAGACAUGGAUGAGAAAAUGGGAUUUGCAAUUGAAUCUAGUUUUGAAUGGCAAAAUAUCAGUGACUUCAGAGAAGCUGGUGGAUCUUUAACAGAAAUCAAAGUAGAAGAGGAAGAGGAGGAUCCGCAGAAUUUUGAAUUUCCUAUUGAGGAGGAAGAAGAAAUAUUGUCAUCAGUUCUGCCAGAUUCAAAAAAGGAAAGUGACCUACCAGACUUCCCUCACAUUGAAGAGUUUGGAAACCUGAGCUCUGCUCAAGCCAGGCUAGCCUAUGAAGAUUCUCACUUGCUUAUAAAUCUGGAGAAGCAGAAGGUGGAGCUGGAGAAGCAGCGGCUGGACAUUGAAGCCGAGAGGCUGCAAGUGGAGAAGGAGCGGCUGCAGAUUGAGAAGGAGCGGUUGCGGCACGUUGACUUGGAGCGGGAGAGGCUUCAGAUUGAGAAGGAGCGACUUCAGAUCGAGUGGGAGAAACUCAGGCUAGAGACUCUGCAUGCUGAAAAACCUGCCCUGGAAAGUGACCUCACCCAAACUGAAAAACCCAUCAUGCAGCCUCUGGAUCUAGAAACGGAAAAGUUAAAACUUGAAAAGGAACGUUUGCAGUUAGAGAAAGAGAGGCUGCAGUUCCUCAAGUUUGAGUCAGAGAAGCUGCAGAUUGAGAAGGAACGCUUGCAAGUGGAGAAGGAGCGCCUUCGAAUUCAGAGAGAGGGUCACUUGCAGUGAACGUCUCAGCUGAGGUGUCAACGUUAGUGUUUUGAUGUUUCUAAAUUAGAAGUAGUUCUUUCCUUGAUACUGAAACUGUCCUAGAGGCUUAACAUUCUUCUUUUCAAAGUUGAAUGUUGAUGUUAAACUGAAAAAAAAUGGUGCUCAGUAUGUCAGUGUGCCUACAUAAAUGAGCUUAUGUGUGAAAUUGCUUUUCAGUGUAUCGGAACUUAAGUGUUAUGUUCUCUUGUCUUCAGUAUUGUGCUGUAUUAGUUCAGUGUCCUCCUCUCAUAGAGGCCUUGAGAAGAACCAAGGCUGAACCUUGUACUUUCUGUCACUGUACUAACAGUAAGGAAGGAUCAGAAUAAAUCAGCAUUUGCUGUGAGGACAUGGUGCUGAUGAUAGCCUGUAUAGUAAAGAAGUAUAAUUUCAGCAGAACACAGUCAUUGUGAGGGCGAUUCAUUAAAUUUUAUUCCCCCCUCUUUUUUUCUCCACCCCUAGAACUGGGAAAAGCAGUUGAAGAUUUAUCUAGAAGUUAAAGUGCAAGUUAAAUUUGUUGCGGUUGUGUUUACUGUUGUUCCAUGGCUUGAACUGAACAGGAGUGCAGAAAAUAGGUUUGAGGUUUUUUGUGGGGGUUUUUUUGGAUGAAGUAUUCAUACUAGGUAAAGUCACACAUCAGCCAUAUCUACUAUAAGCUGGCCUGUUGGUUUUUCUUAGGUCAUUAGUAAUGCUGUAUGGAGUAGAGCAUCUGUGCUAGCACAGCACAGGGAUUUACUGAUUGGUCAGGCAUGCUGUCUAGUGAGUCUGUGAUGACCCCCUGAAGGAAGUUGCUAGACCUUGUUUGUUCUUGGAAGGCAGUAGCUGGUGAUGGGAGUCUUAAGAAAUGGAGACUGGGCACAGCCUAAGAACCUCUGAGCUUGAACACUUCUACACGUCAUUGCUGGUUCUGCCUGGCCAGCACCAAGGUCGCAUCUGCAAGGCAGCCAGAAGAGGCUUCUGUGGCUGUGUGUGUAAUAUAUUUUAAUUAGACACAUAGAAAUGGUCAGUGCUGAAGGCUGUUAGUAUUUUUCAUAGGCAAUGUAGUCAUAUAACAAAAAAACCCCAAACAACCAAGGAAGGAAGCUUUCUAUUAUUUCAUGUAUGUUUAAAUCCCAGCUGAGCCAGGCUUUACCCUUCUCAUCUUUCUGCAAGUAACUAUCGUGUUAACUCCAUUGGAAAUGUAGGACUGUGGGAAUACUAAGCCUAAACAUAUGUUGAGUGACUUAGGUGAAUUCUUGUGCAAGUAAAUAAUAUUUAUACCACUACAGGUUUACUUUUAUUCUGCAAAGAUUAUUUUUUUAUUACUGAAACAAGUGUGCUUCUACAGUGGAAAUAAAUUUGACUACUACAUUCCAAAA